AUUUCCAGCUUGAACAUUUCCUCUCUGUCUUCUGACUCGCCGGGCGGCUGAUCCAGCUCUCUUUCUAUCUCCUACGGGUAAAGUCAAGGAAUGAUGGAAAAACUUUAUGUUGUUGGAACAAUCAGCGGAGUCAGCGAGCUAAGUUUCUUGCACACUUUUUUCUAUUUUCCCUUUUUUUAAUUCAAUUCAUUAUGCUGGAUAUAUAUGGAUUUUUUGGAAGUUAAUAUCGUACUUCCAUGUGCUUGGAUGAUAAAUUUUUACCAGACAUAUAUGCAUGAUCUUUGUAUACUGGAUACUGUACAUGCUACUAGUCCAGUCUCCGAUUUUGAAUUUUCUUGCUCAUAAUUAUAUUAUUUUAUAUUUUUCAGCAGGAAAAAAAAUGUAGUGCAUUCUAGGCAUCAUUCUUAAGUUAAUGCUGAUAUUGGACAGAAGUGUCUCUUUAUGUUUAUAUAUAUUCAAGCAAAAUUUAGUUUCGUCUGUUUUUUUUUCUUGAAAUAAUUUUGGGGAAUGGGAGGGAGAAGAAGAAAUCUCUGAGGAAAUUAAAACCCGUAAAUUAAAUGAAAUAGAUAGGAAGAUUAACGAUUAAAAAAUUGUAAAAUAAAAUACAACUUCCGAAUCGGAAAAGGAAAAAAAUCGAAACAAUUUCUCCAAUACAUAGUGUUACAUUUACUGCCCCUGGACGCAAUUAACAACCUCUCCGCCUAUCUUUCUCUCUGGUUUUUCUCUCUGUCUAUAUCUCCCUCUCACUCUGGUCUUCUUCCUCAAUCUAGGCUCUCUGUUUCCUUCUUUCUCUCUUUGUUUUCCAUUCUUUAUUCUUCCAAGAAACAUGGAGUUGGGGACACUGAAUGUUGACAUCACUAAGUUCCUGCCAAUAACUGAUGAUCGUGAGUGCUUGACAGUCAGACUUCGAGUAACCCACAUUUAUGAGGGGGUAUUACGCCAUCUUGAAGGUAGGGAAACCGUCUUGAAUCGACUAGAAUUAUUUCCACCUUCUCGUACAGUCUUCUACCUCCCAAUAGACCAGCUCUCACAAUCCACAGACCACCGCGACUUUCUCAACCGACUCACUAGUUUCUGUCUCGGUAGUGGUCUCGGUAGUGGGUUAGCUGAGGAAAUGGCUACUGAAUUGCUCGUUCGUUUCGAAGGGAUAUCCGUUGCCGGCUCCUCCAACCACUUAUCGUUUGACGUGAUGACUGUCUGGACUAGUGUUAUUUUUGAGGAAGUGCUCGCUUAUGAUAGGAGCGAUCUAGGCCAGGCCGAGUUUGAUUUUGGGGGUGGCAACCGGGAUAGUUCUGCAAAUAAUGGGGCAUUGACCUUCCUGCUUGAAAAGCUGAGAGCAGAGCGGAGGGUUGAUCGUACCGACACUUGUGACGCUAUUGAAGGCACCUGUGCUAUAUGUCUUGAAGAUUUCUUGUCGGCCAAGGAGCUGAUUGACAUGCCGUGUCGCCGCAUCUUUCACGAGUCAUGCAUCUUUUGCUGGUUGCGGACGAAAAAGUCCUGCCCCUUUUGCCGUCAAAGGGUUGAUCUAUGAGUGUUCAUUCAUUUGUAGAAAUUUUGCUACGAGUUAGUAAAUUGUCAGAUCAUAUUAUACUUGAUCUGAAAGAUUAGGUUCUUUUUUCUGUCUUAGUAACUUCUCUAUAGGUUGUAAACUUGAACUGUACUGGGUAAAGAAUUUUUCAAAGAAUUUUUGUUUGUACAGAGUUUGUAUCCUAAAUACCGUACACCACA
Molecule: messenger RNA, 1728 nt
Organism: Carica papaya (papaya)
Lineage: Eukaryota; Viridiplantae; Streptophyta; Magnoliopsida; Brassicales; Caricaceae
Biological process (GO): ubiquitin-dependent protein catabolic process
Cellular component (GO): nucleus
Molecular function (GO): ubiquitin protein ligase activity
Source: RefSeq, a predicted model, not a curated record